Molecule: messenger RNA, 1004 nt
Organism: Dissoconium aciculare CBS 342.82
Lineage: Eukaryota; Fungi; Ascomycota; Dothideomycetes; Mycosphaerellales; Dissoconiaceae
Exons: 2
Coding region: 143-742 (199 amino acids)
Source: RefSeq, a predicted model, not a curated record
UAAGCGACCGAGCUUCACGAAGGCUUACAAUCAGGGGCAAGAACAUCGCCGAGCGCUCUUGAUCUCCGAGUCAAUGAUCCUUGACCUUACUCAAUGACCCCAAAGCGGUCAGAGCGAUUACAAGCAAGUGUUCAUCCUGCUGAUGAGCCUCGGGACGACUUUGAUGCCGACGAAUGUGGCCGAGCUGGGUAUGGGAAUGGUUGUUGAGAGCGACAACUCGACGCGAGUGUACCUCUGCUCAAUUUCGACUGCAGUCGUAUUCCACUCGUCGCAAUCUGACACACACCGACAAGAAGACCCUACAUUUCAGAUCAGUUUCACUGGACGCAGGGACCGCUGGAUGUGUCUGCACGAAUCAUGCGGUCGCAUGAAGCCGGUCACUACACGCACAUUUUCCGGCUGCAACCAAGAUAAUUGGCGCAUUGAUGCAUCUCUUGAGUCCUCACUUCGCGACAGUGAACCCACCGUACUAACAUCAUCCAGAUGUAGCCUGCCAUGUAUGACAUUAUUGGCUGCGACGUCCAACGAGGAUACCGGUAAGACUGCGCCUUAUCGCAAAAGCCUCUUGGUAUCAAAGCGUGACGGUGACGACGACGAUCAGGAGAUGUUGAGAGAUUCCCAACGGCGACAUGCAGCCUAUGAGAGACGUAGAGUGCCUGGCAGCAGACCCAAGACUUUCAAGCACCGAGGACAAGCCUCAUCCCAGACCAGAUCAGCCGUAUCAGCCUGCAGGAUCAUUUGAGGAUGACCUUCUCGAAGGCGUCCCGGGCUGCACACAAUCGUCGAUCACACCGCUUGCGCACGAUUUGCUCGGGCGCAACGCUCGCAACACACAACGACGCCUCGUGGGACGCCACAAAUAAAUCCACAAGGCGCAUUGCCCUUCGACGCUGCGGCACCUCGCUCUUAUUACUUCUCAUUCGGUGGAUCGACCGCCCAAAUUCUCCGAGGAUUAAGAAACUUGUCAAAAAGGAAAUUCCGAAAUGUCCCCACAUUCAACAUCU